GAAGAAUCGAAACUGUUUUGGCGCGCGUCCAAAGUUGAAUCGUUGCAAUAACGGCACUCUCUCCCGUUUGCCUUUCAGAGCGCCUUUCCUGCUCAAUUACCGGAGGAGAACAAGAACACAACGACAUUGGUUAACUAGGCUACGUGUUGUGUAAUAGAACUUCGUUCUCAACCCUUGGAGUUCUUCCGUGCUUGCGUGUUACAAAGUGGCGACCCUGCCAAGUCACAAGAAUCAGGAAUCCACCAUCAUUAGUCUAAUGAAGAUCAUGCCGAAAACGAACGAAAAGUCUGAUGACGAAAGCCAUUCUGAUGUCGUUGACCCCACGACCAGACUUUCCACUUCACUGGAUGUUUUGUCCCGUACUUUGGAGAAAUUAUCAACAGGCUCGAAUUCGUCAGUCUGCAUGCAUGCAAUCCCUCCUCCAGAACGCUACACUCCCGGGAUGACGUACUCCAGAUGGGAGAAGCAAGUCCAGCUUUACCUCCGUCAUUUUCCAGUCAACCAACAUUCAGGCGUGCUCGCCGGCCUGCUGUCAGGGGAUGCUUUUGAUAUCGUUGCUGAUAGCAAAAUUCUGGAAAAAGAAGUCACGACCGAGACGUUCUCUGCCUUGCGCCGCCUACUGGACCCUCCUGCUUUACCUGCACCCCUACGCAGAGAAUUCCACUCCCGAUACCAGUGGCCCGGAGAGAGCAUUGGGACGUACGUGCGCGAACUUCGAAAGAUGGCCGACAUCGCAUACGAGCGAGAGUCAUCAAGCGAGCGUGACAAACGAAUACUAGAGCAACUUCUAGAAGGAAUCCAAACACCCUCCAUUAAACGUGAAUUCCUUCUUCACCCCCCGAGCAGUUGGAUGCAGCCUUACGAAUUGGCGAACAACUGGAGCAAGUCGACAGAGCGAUGGCUACGCCGACUUCCGGGUGCUUCGCGUUGAGGGGAACCGGACGCCCCAGACGUGCGUCAACGGAACGGUUUACGUGGCAUCCUGACUAUCAUCAAAGAUAUUCAGGCUCACGGCGACCAACGCAACCGGGUUCUCGGUGGCCCCGCCGACAAAUACCGAACCGCGGACUAUCUCGCUACAAUAACGGACGCCCAGGUGAGUGGCACCGAUUGCAUUCACACUUUAUACCAGCCAUUGUUUGUGCAUCGACCACAGAAUCAGCAUUAGCAAUAGAAUUACAGAUCGCAGGUGUUCCGUUAAUAGGUCUCAUCGACACAGGUGCAUGUAAGAGCCUAAUCAGAUCUAACUUGACUAACCAGCUAGCAGAACGCGUAUGCGCGCCUUGUCGCUGCCGACUAACUGCCGCCAAUGGAGAAUUGUUGUCCGUUCGAGGAUCCCUAACCGCACAAGUUGACGUCGCGAAACAGAGCUUCACCCAGGAGUUUAUUGUUGCGGACAAAAUUCCGUUUGCUGUUAUUGUUGGGAUGGAUCUGUUGCGCCGGUUGAAGUGUCGAUUGGAUCUGGACAGGUGCCAACUAAUCACUGAUAACUGUACAGUAUUGUUAAGACCCUGUGAAAGUGGUGCUUUGGAAGCUUCUACAACCUAUGAGGACACCUUAGACAGUGAGAAAUACAUUAACGCCUUUAUUCGCUCACUCGACCGAGUCACGGAUGAGCAGACACUGAAGCGGCUCAAAGACGUGUUGCGCAACCACUCAGACGCAUUUGCAUGGCGAAGUACCGACUUGGGUCGAACCAAUCUCGUGAAACACCGUAUCGACACCGGUGAUGCAAUCCCGAUUAAAAUUCCCGCAAGACGCAUACCAUUACAUUGGCAGACUGAAUUGCAAAAGCUCAUAGAUGAGAUGCUAGAAAAGAAGGUAAUACGGCCCUCUACUUCACCAUGGGCAGCCCCGGUUGUUCUAGUGAAGAAGAAGGAUGGUGGUUUUCGCCUAUGUGUCGACUAUAGACGAUUAAAUGAGAUUACUCGGAAAGACGCUUUUCCCCUACCCAGGAUCGAUGAUCUAUUUGACGCACUGGGAGGAUCAGUUUAUUUCAGUACGCUAGAUUUGGCUUCCGGCUACUGGCAAGUAGAAGUGGAGGAAAGCGACAGAGCAAAAACGGCGUUUGUAGUACCAUCAGGUUUUUAUGAGUUCCAGACCAUGCCUUUUGGCCUCUCUAACGCCCCUGCGACUUUUCAACGCCUGAUGCAAAAAGUGUUACACGAAUUGAUGCCCCACAAGUGUCUCGUUUACCUGGACGAUGUCAUUGUACACGGAAAAACAAAAGAUGAGCACCUAAACAACUUGGCGGAGGUGCUAACGCGCCUAGUAAAUGUGGGCCUCAAACUCCAUCCAACAAAGUGCCAUUUACUACAGACAGAGGUAACGUAUCUUGGGCACAUCAUUUCGGGGAUGGGGAUUCGAACUGACCCUCGUAAGACGGAGAAAGUGAGAUUAUGGCCAACCCCUGCCAACGUUGAUGAACUACGCAGUUUUUUAGGGUUAGCCUCAUACUAUCGGCGAUUCGUGAAAGGGUUCUCAGAGAUCGCUGCGCCUUUGAAUACUUUGUUACAGAAAGGUCAAACCUUCGAAUGGACCGUCGAGUGUCGAAAUUCCUUCGAUCGGUUACGAGAAUCCCUCUGUGCAGCUCCGGUGUUGGUUUUCCCCGACCUGUCACCAAAUGCCGGGGAGUUUAUUCUAGACACGGACGCGAGCGACCAGGCGAUUGGAGCUGUUUUGUCGCAGAAAGGGCAGGACGGAAUAGAACGAGUGGUGUCUUACAGCAGUAGGAGUCUCAGUGCAAGAGAACGGAACUACUGCACAACCAGGAAGGAAAUGCUAGCCCUAGUAUUCUUUAUAAAACAAAACCGACACUACCUAUUAGGAAGGAAGUUUCUGGUACGAACAGAUCAUCAGUCACUUCGCUGGUUACAGAAUUUCAGAGACCCCGAGGGACAGAUCGCCAGAUGGCAGGAACAACUUCAGGAGUAUGAUUUUGAGUGCCGACACCGACCUGGUGCACAGCAUGCCAACGCGGACGCUCUCUCCAGACUUCCUACUCGUGCUCAUGGAGACUGCCCGUCUUGUAGUACACAACACGUAGCUCUAGUUAACCUUCAAAGUUCGGAGUACGGUCGUUGGCAGGAGGCACAGGCAGCGGACCCAGACGUAUCACCGAUCUAUGACAAACGACGAUUGGGGAGCGACAAACCUACCGCAAAGGAAAUGGAAGGAAAAAGUUACGAAGCUCGAUGCUUAUGGGCGAUGUGGGACAAGCUCUCCAUCGAGGAAGGUGUGCUAGUGUUUGAUUUUGGCCCAAACUAUAUCAGGAGAAUCGUAGUUCCGCGAUCAUUAGUUUCCGAAGUGUUAUCUGAACUGCACGAACAGCUGGGUCAUGCUGGAAUCAACAAACUUGAAGCGGCAGCACGUCAACGGUUUUGGUGGCCACAUCAACGGAGAGACGUCACUAACUUUUGCCAGACGUGUGAGACAUGCGCCACAUUCAAGAACCCGACCAUCACCCGGAGAGCACCAUUGCAGCCUAUGAAUGCAGGCUACCCGAACGAGAUUGUGGGAGUAGAUCUUGUUGGUCCCCUACCAGAAACAUCACGUGGGCAUCGGUACAUCUUGGUCAUGGUCGACUAUUUCACUAAGUGGUGCGAAGCAGUUCCGAUCGCCCAAGCCGAUACAGUCACCGUAACAACGGCGAUGGUGAAUCACUGGUGUGUCACUGGGGAGCACCGGGGCAGCUACACUCUGAUAGGGGCUCAUGUUUCGAGAGUUUGUUGGUGCAGGAACUUUGUCGUGUGUUCGGUAUAGACAAGACGCGAACGACGGCUUACCACCCGCAAGGCAACGGACAAGUUGAGCGUACAAAUCGGUCGCUGAAAUCGCUACUGAAGGCCUUUGUGGAUCAAAAUGUAAGUGAGUGGGACGCUAUGUUACCAAAAUGCUUGCUGGCAUAUCGGAGCACAGUGCACGCUUCUACUGGUCAAACACCAUUUUUUAUGUGGACCGGAAGAGAAGUCCGAUUACCGUCUGACAUUCGACUACCCAGUCCGCAACAGCCACAUUCAUCGGUGACAGAGUAUGUUAGCAAACUCCUUGAUUCGCUUCAUCAAACACAUCAAGCGGCACGUCUUCAUCUUGGGAACGCCCAUCGACGACAGAAAGACUAUUACGACAAGAAAGUUUUCGGCGCUCCUUUGAAGGCUGGCGACCAAGUUUACUUGCACCAGGUACCAACGGCAGGAGUUCCGGUUAAGCUACACCAUGAGUGGACAGGGCCGUACAUAAUACAGCGGGUGAUAUCGGAUGUGACAUGUGUUAUCAAAGAUCCCAACAACCCUGCCAGUCAACCCAUGAUAGUACAUUUCAAUCGACUCAAGCCAUUCCGGAGUAAAACUGACCAAUCUGUCGGGGGGCCGAACGAAACGCCUGGGGAAGUAGCAGUUGAACUGGAGGUGCCGGCUCAAGGCGGCUAUGGUGUGGCAACGGGGACGCUGCCUGAUUAGAGGGGGUGUGGUGUAGAGAAGAAUCGAAACUGUUUUGGCGCGCGUCCAAAGUUGAAUCGUUGCAAUAACGGCACUCUCUCCCGUUUGCCUUUCAGAGCGCCUUUCCUGCUCAAUUACCGGAGGAGAACAAGAACACAACGACAUUGGUUAACUAGGCUACGUGUUGUGUAAUAGAACUUCGUUCUCAACCCUUGGAGUUCUUCCGUGCUUGCGUGUUACAGUAUUAAUCGCCGCCAACAUACACGGUACAACUACCGCGGAUCUUGGCUGUAUUUAUAUUUCUCAUACUGAGUUUCGACUUCGAGAAUUGGAAGGUCAGCUACCAAGGUUGGUGGUUCCCCAUAUCUUUUGCCGCGAUGUCAGGUGGUUUUUAGUCACCUGCAGAACUAGAACAUCCCGGAACGUUCGAACUCGACAAAUCUGUUGAGGCUCUCGCAGUCUUGAUGUGCGCUUCCUCGUUUCUGUUUACGGUAGUGUUAGUGUAUAGAAGCCCUAUGAGCACCUCCAAUGGAAUCAUUGAGUUUAUACGCACUCUGCGAACAAGUGUCUGGUGCUGGGAGACUUCAACCUCUCAGAGGUUUGUUGGGAUGGCCUAUCUUGCAGUUCGGCUCUGGAAUCGUUCGGUACAGAACUGCUGGACUUAACGCCGCAGGUAUCACUACACCAGUUCGUGGACCUCCCCACUAGGUACAUGAGAAAUCAGCAGCCGUCAGUUUUAGAUUUUAGAGAGUCGCCUGUACCGGGAGCCCAGAGAGCGAUUCGAGAAGACAGAUCGAGUUGCAGGGAAACCUUUAUUGGUACAGUAAAAGAUUCCCUGUUAUCUAGCUGUAAAGGAACGACACCGUGGACGCUCUACUAGGGGAACGGAGCAAGCACAACACACAGGUCAGUCGCGAGUUGCAACCGAAACGAGGGCCAAGC
Messenger RNA from Dicrocoelium dendriticum, 5378 nucleotides. The record is from the annotation of a GenBank genome assembly. NCBI's taxonomy places the organism in Eukaryota, Metazoa, Platyhelminthes, Trematoda, Plagiorchiida, Dicrocoeliidae.